CUUAUACAGAUUUAGUUAGAACUUCUAUUUAUACUAAAACUAAAGAUAUUAUGCAGCAUUAGUUUUUAAAAAAAAUUUCUUUGAAAUAUUACUUUAAUUUUUAAAGGUAAUUAAGUUUGAUAUUGUGAAUAUAUUAAUUACAGUUUUAUAUUGCUAAAAUUAAAAAACCUAUAUAAUCGGUAACUGGUAUAAUAAAAAGAUCAGGAAUAAUUGAAAUAUGUACACAUAGAAAUCAAAAAUUUAAAUAGUUAAAAAUGUUUAAUACUUUCAAAUUUGAUGGGAGUUUUAACAGCGUAUUGGCUCAUCAUACAUACCGCCAUAAGUUGUUAACAUUACUCUACUUUACUUCUUUAUUAGUAGCUUCCAGAAGUUUUAAUACAAUUGAUAUAUUAAAUAUGCGAAAUGGAGUAUUAGAAUCAACUAAAUCCAGUAAAAUUGGUUCUUCAGAAGUAAUUGUUAAUUCUAUUAAUUUCAAUUGUUCAACCUAUAAAUCGUGUACUGAAUGUGUUACCUCACUAUUUUUGUGUGACUGGUGUAUGGAGAAACACAUUUGUACCAGUAGUUAUCAAAAACAGUGUAUUUACGAUGCUGUAAUUACAAACAAAAAAGGUACAGUUAUGAAUGCAAGAAAAGGACCUUAUUAUUGUCCGAAAGUUAAUGUAUUUAAUUCUGAAAAUUUUGAAAUACUUAUACCAUCGGAUCAAGAAGAGUUGGUCAAAGUUAACGUUGACAUAAUUGGUCAAUUUAUUUUUAAGAAAGGGUUUUCAUGCAGAUUUACUAUUGACGGAAUUGUAUACAACGUAAGCGCAACAUAUAAUGCGAAUACAAUUAUAUGCGAAAAGACUAAGUUUAGUUCCCAAUCUUCUACGCAGAAUGCUCAACUAGAAAUAUUGUGGGGUGAUUUUGUACCUUUAGACAAUAUAAAUAACUUACAUAUUACUAUUUACAAAUGUACUGAAAUGGCUAAAAGUUGCGGUGCAUGUUUAGCUUUACAAGAUAAGUUUAAUUGUGGCUGGUGUCCAACGAAAAAUAGCUGUGAAGUAAAAAAUCAAUGCAAUUCAUUAAAUUAUCAAAAUGAUACUUGUUAAAUUGUUUACAAUUUUGUAUUUUUUUAUAUAUAAAUGUCACUAGAUCUUAAUUAUCCUAAAGAAAAUCUAAUUAAUAAGAUAAUAUGAUUUUAUAAUAUACACAUAUCAUGUUUAAGUCUACACUUAAAUAGUUUUUUGUAAUAAAUUCUGUAAUGUUUUUAUUAUAGAGAGUCUUUUAAAACUUAAAGAGAUUCAAAAGUUUUAACAAUCAAUUGUUCAAAAAGUUAUUUUAUGUAAUUAUUUUUAUUUCUUUAGAAAUGUUUGGAAUGCUUAAUAAAAUAUUUAUUAAUAUCUCAAUAGAUUUUUAUUACCCCUGGGAAGCUUUGUCACCUAAGUGUAUAUUAUCAAUCUAUAAGUAAAAACCCUACUUUAACUAAAAUCUUCAUGUGACUACCGAACACAGUUAACAUAUUAUUUAAAAUUUAGGGAUAUUUUAUAAUUCGAUAGAUUAUGUUUUUUAAAUUAUUGUUCAAAAUUAUGAAAGG
Daktulosphaira vitifoliae (grape phylloxera) is the source of this 1573-nucleotide messenger RNA. RefSeq names its product plexin A3-like. Gene Ontology annotation, biological process: sensory neuron axon guidance; regulation of cell shape; motor neuron axon guidance. Gene Ontology annotation, molecular function: semaphorin receptor activity. Lineage: Eukaryota; Metazoa; Arthropoda; Insecta; Hemiptera; Phylloxeridae. Gene Ontology annotation, cellular component: semaphorin receptor complex. The record is from RefSeq and is a predicted model, not a curated record. The coding region runs from base 255 to 1088 and encodes 277 amino acids. The transcript is spliced from 2 exons.